Ectocarpus sp. CCAP 1310/34 is the source of this 1207-nucleotide messenger RNA. NCBI's taxonomy places the organism in Eukaryota, Phaeophyceae, Ectocarpales, Ectocarpaceae. The record is from the annotation of a GenBank genome assembly.
CAUCCUGUUUCACCGCAAACAUCGCCGACGCAAGCCUUGUUCUCCACGGCAAUCGACUCCGCUUGGUCGAAUUACAUACAGAGGAGACCACUCUCGAGGUCAUCAGACCUAAUCUCGUUCUAGGACGGCCGUCCCGACUUGGGCCUGGCCGUGGCUCGUGGCAGCCUCAUGGAGGUAGACCGCACAAUCGAAAUCCGAGGGGAAGAGAGGGUAGUGAGACAGCAGCGGAAGAACCACAUCCGCGGGAUACUGCUAAUCAGCCAGCUGUUGAGAAAGGGUACCACCGAGGCAGCUGGAAAACCUGUGCAAUCUGUGGUUGCUGAUGAAGUUGAGCUCCUCGAAAAGGGUAGAGAGCACGUUGAAGGCAUCCGAGAGAGAGCAUCGAAACGCGGGAAACGACAGCCUGCUGCUGCUGCUGCUGCUUCAUCUGCUGCGGCGAAGAAGGCGAAGCGCAAGGGGGCGGACGCAGCUCUCUCCGACCCUCUAGCAUUGGCUCAUGAUGGCGGGACCAGAAGCGGUGCUACCCCAGAGACUUCGAGGGAGGAAGCGGUGAGUUUUGAGUCACUUCUGAGGUGCUGCUGAAAGGUGUUCCAGAGUGCUUGAUUGACUGCUUUACUUUGCGCGCCAGUUCGUGCCAGCUGCUCUGUUCUUGAAUUUGAAAUUUGGUACACGCGCUGCCCGUCCUCUUUGCCCCCAUGGGGGCAUGUGCGGCGCGGGAGAACAUGUUUACCUUGUUGUGUAAUGGCAUCUCGUUAAAUGUGAGAAGGGCACGGGAGAACAUGAUCUCAUCAUCAUUGCCUCCUGACGUGGCCGCCGAUAGAGGAGUGUGGUUGGGGUUUCAUUUGAACACCUUCCGUGCUCUACUGAUGCUGAUUACCAACACCAAACAAACAUACCAGGAAACCAGCUAACACGAUACAAACUGAACGCUAUGCCCUACCUACCAUGCACCAGGUGUACCAUUCUCUUCUACUGUUGUAAGCAUCACUGAUACGCUACCCCAAAGGGUCAAAUAAGUUUUUUCGUUUAGGUUUGAAAAACGAGUGAUGUACUGCUGUAGCCUCCUUUCCAUCUUCCAUGAUUUUUACAUCAAUAUUAUUUAUUUCUCCUUAAAUUCCUAAAACCAGCAAGCUGUCAAUAGACACUGCGCCGUGUCCCCUGUGAAGGUUACAUCUUACAGUACACGACACCACGGAGGGAUUCUCCC